This is a messenger RNA of Drosophila busckii, 3353 nucleotides long. It is a transcript of the gene Rab3GAP1, whose product is annotated as rab3 GTPase-activating protein catalytic subunit. Gene Ontology annotation, biological process: positive regulation of GTPase activity. Gene Ontology annotation, molecular function: GTPase activator activity. The coding region runs from base 35 to 2770 and encodes 911 amino acids. NCBI's taxonomy places the organism in Eukaryota, Metazoa, Arthropoda, Insecta, Diptera, Drosophilidae. The transcript is spliced from 6 exons. The record is from RefSeq and is a predicted model, not a curated record.
GAUAAAUUUGUUGAUGCGUGUAAAUUAAUAAGAAAUGGCCGAAGAAAUAGACGAUAAUGACUUUUAUCGUGAGAACUUUAGCGCCGAUUCGGAUUGGGAAGUUUUCAAUGCGCAGUUGGCCGAGAUUUUACAGAAAUGGGAAGUAGCCGUAGACAAAGGCCGUCCACUGCAGCCCGAGGAGCUCUAUCAAUGCAAGUGGCAGGUGAAAACUGAAACGCUGGAUCUGCUGCGCAAUAGCAUUGCCAUAGACCACUAUGAAGCGAGACUGACCGGCAAGCUGGGCGAGGCACUAGACAGUUCUGCUGAGAAAACGCACUGUCAUCACGAUUUAAUGUGCAGCCUAAACAGUUUUGGGCCACCAAUAAGAAACGGCAGUGAGCUGCAUACACUGGCGAGGAUUUAUGGGCUCCGCCGCUUUGUGGUAUUGCAUCCGGUGAAUGCUGCAAACUACAUGAAGUCAACAUCAGAGUUUAACUUCUUUCUGAGCUCAGCUGCAGUGGUAGCUGCGGAAGUGAGCAGUGUUGUGCCCAUAUUUGUGCAGCUAUACGAUCCCAAAUGGAACUUUUACACAGGCGUUAGCCUAGCUCCCACGCUGCGUACCAACUUCCGGCUCAUUGGCUUGGAGCAAGCGCCAGAAGAUUGCCAGUACUUGAUGGGCUUGCUGACGCUCUUUCACGACAAAGUGCCAGCUGCGUAUACGCAAGCAGCGAGGGUAUCAGUGCGCACCACCUAUGCGUUGAACACGGUGCGCAUACGCAUGCCGUUGUACGUGCCCUUCGAUCAUGGACUCAGCUCGGAGGAUAUUGUUGUGGACGGCGACGUAGAGCGCCUUGAUGUGCAAAGCUUCUAUGCGCUGCCGCAUGGCUAUACACCGGAAUCUCGCACGGAGUGCUACUUGGCUUACACCUGGCCAGAGCUGUCCGAGCACGUUGCCUUCGACAGUGCACAGCGCACGGAGUUUGUGCCCUCCAAGGCACCCCUCGGUCAGAUCUAUCUGUCUGUGGAGGCGUCUUCAUACCUAAGCUGCUGCCUGCGGGAUUAUUUGACAGUCGCCAAUAUCAAUCGCAGCCUAGAAUCUUACGUAGGCCGCAACUUCUCCGGCACCAGCAGUGGAGCUGAGCAGACUAACCCAUUUGACAAGAUCACCGAGCAUAAGCUGACGACAAGCAAGCGUGAUCGCAAUUACGAAGCGCCAACUAAAGCUAAUAUAACUAGUCGACUACCCGGCCCCAUGACUGUGAGUGAACUGAAGGAGCUGCUCGCGUAUUUGUUUCCGGAAAUGUAUCCCGAAAUGGCGCUCUAUCCCUAUGCCAAACAGGCCACAAAGGAUAAGUUCGAUCCGAUGCGCAUCAAAAGCGCCGCUCCGGAUUCCAUAGUGAGCCGCCUCAGUUGCCUGCUGGCCACUUGUCACGCCCACUUGGGCAAUUUGGAGGGCAUGGCCCAACUCUGGGCAGCAUUCACACGUCAAUUGCGCUUUCUAUGGGAUAAUUCACUCACCGUACCCGGCGUUGCUCCAGGCUAUCCAGACACACGCACCUGCCUGUUGCAUCAGAAGCUGCAGCUGCUGAACGUUUGUGUUGAGCGUCGACUGCAGCAUGAGCUGAUUGGCAAGCGCAAAAAGCAGCAGAUACAGCAGCAGCAAAGUGCCAGCGACGAGACUGAAGAUGAGGAUGAGAGCGAGUUCUUCGACUGCGAUGAGCCAGCAUCGAGAUCGACAAGCAGCUCACCACUCAAAGCGGUGCUCAGCAUCAAGCCAGAGGGCCGCCUCAAGCGCUUGGCCAACGAACGUUUGCUGGACGAGCCCGAUGAAUAUCUCUACAUACCAGAGACACAGGAGCCUGUGCCCAAGACCGAAGACCAGCUGCAAGACGAUGCUGAAGUGAUGCUCAAGCUGGGCCCUGGCUCGGGUUUAAGCACUCAAAUGAUGUGCAACUCGCUGAUGUCCGAUAUGGAGGCAUUCAAGGCGGCCAAUCCGCGUGCCAAGAUCGACGAUUUCAUACGCUGGUACAGCCCCAAGGACUGGAUCGAAGUGCACGAUGAAACCGGUCAGACGAGGCAUCAACUGAGCGUGCGCAUGACCACCGAGGGAAACACCUGGCAGAAGGUUUGGCAACAGGCGCAGCCAGUGCCUGUCUCGAGACAGCGUCGACUCUUUGACGACACCAACGAGGCGCUGAAGCUGCUGCACUAUCUGGAGACACGCAACAUGAGCGAGAUCUACGCGCUCACCAUCGUUCCCAUUCUGCACACGGCCGUACUUAAGUUGAUUGACUUGCAGAGCAACGCGCGCGUCACUGAUUUGUUUAGCACGCACAUCGAACAGCUGCUGAGUGACUUGUGUCGCCUCUCGCGUGCGCCCGCCGAUGAGCAGCUCAAUGUGCAGCCGCUGCUGGACGACAUUGCUGAGCUGGAGCGUCGCUUCUACCAAUACAAGUGCUUUGAGCGACUCGCUGGCUAUCCCAAGCGCAGCUCUCAGGCUCAGGUGAAGCAGCAGUUCGAGGAAAUACUCAAGCAUGAGAAUUGCUGCACCAUUGUGAACAAGAAACAAGCAGCGGCAGGCGACAGCAGCUUAUGCGACAUACUCAGUCCCAAGCUGGAGCAGGACAUUUCCAAUUGCCUGAUCAGCAAGGACUACAUCAUACGCCUGGACGCUGAUGCGCAGGCCAAGGAAAAGGGUCAAAACUAUGGCCCACAAUUUAUGCGCGCCAUUGUGACUGGUGAUAAGCUGAGACUCUGUGGAGCUUUCACCGAGAGCACAACAUUUGUUUGAGAUCAUUGUGUAUCGAUAGAUGAGCAGAUCAACUCGGUUGUAUCUUGGCUGGCACUGUUGACAGUAAGCGCGCGCGAAGGAAGAGAACAACGGCUGGAGGAAGGGACCAGAAGGUGGCGCAUUUAUUAACAUUGCUUGGGCGUGUCAGCUGCUGCCAAAAGGUGUUAAGUGGCAGCGACAACAACAGCAACAAGGAGCCAACGGCACAACGAACAAAUGAUGAUGAGGCAAAAGCUUCGCUACAUAUAGUAUAAGCCCUGAAUAUGAGCGUCUGUGAAAAUCAGCGUAAAUUUCAGCCACAGCAGCAUAAAUUACAACAACCCAGAAAAAUUAAAUAAUACAAAAUGUAUAUGUAUAUAUGUAUGUGUGUGUGUGUGUGAGAGACUUUGUAUCAGAAUUUUAUUUAUGAAUUUAUCUGCACGCAUGUCAUAUUCCUUAAGGAAAGCAACACGCGAAAGCAUUUUUAAUGGCUAAUUAAAUUGGCCGAGGCCAAUGUAUGGCAACCAACUAACAUUUGCAAUAUACUAUUAACAGAAAACGUUGCAUUGAAGCUUGUUGUAAACAUUAUAAUAACGUUAUUUAA